ACCCCCCAACAAGUCUACAAUGUUGCCCACUGUCAACACAAAGUUCCCGCCUCCCCCGACGGCACCAAUCCCGAUUAAGCCCCAUUUCCCUCUUCGGACGGCACACAAGAAGCGACCAUCACUAGAAAUCAUCACAGACUUCAACUCACAUACAGCCAGCAUGGGCUUUCAAGCCCCCCGACUGGGCGCUUUGGGCCUGACAUUUUUGGUUAUGAGGGCACUGCAGUUCGCUGCUCUGAUCGCAGUGAUCGGCUUGAGCGCAAACUUCAUCGAUGAGUUUUCUACAAAGUCACUGGCAUCACCUUCAGAGCUUCUUGGUACUCUGGUAGUGGCCGUCAUUGCUGUCAUCUAUGUCGUUAUCUCCUACGUCCUCUACUACGAUGCCAUGCUUCCAUAUCUCCUCAGUGGAAUUCUUGACGGCUUACUGCUGGUCGCCUUCAUCGUCGUCGCCUCACUACUCGGCAAGCCCCUUUCCCAUCUCCAGUGCGCUCUCAUGCCCCAGGAUCCUGACGCCAACAACUUCUGGACAUCUGUCCCAUUCACAAUCAAGUCCCAAGAAACGACGCAUGACGAUGGCCUAUACUUCACCUUUGUGCACAUGGACCAACCCACCUGCUUCGAGACCAAGGCCAUCUGGGGUCUUUCCAUCGCUCUAUGCGUGCUCUUUGCCUUCAGCAGCAUCGUCUGCGUUGGCCUCUGGCGUCGCGUCAGUCGCGAGACGGUUGGGCGCGCGGGCGCUGGCUGGGGGGUUCGCGAGAAGAACUACUACUUGUACGGGUCGGAGUCAGAGUCGGACGUGUCCCUUUAUGGCCACAAAACCACCACCACUGCUCCACCACAGUUCCCUCCUCCCCCGUUGGCGCCCAUGCGUAUCACCGGCGGCGCUCGCCGCAGCGACAACCAACAACAAUACGACAGUGAUCCUCAAGACAUUCCGGUCCCCACCACCCGCGCAAGAGCCGGCCUGCCACAGAACCGUCGCAGUCUUUCCGGCUCCAGGUCCAGCAUCGACUCCGACGCCUCCUCUACUCUCAGUCGGGGAGCGAGCCCCGAGCGCCAACUCCGCAUCAGCGGUGGUCUAGCGCCUCCGCCGCCCGUCCGCCACUGCUGCAACGGUGGUCGCGUCGGGCUAGGCAUUAUGCCCACGAUUCCCGGCUCACCCAUCGACGCCACACAAGAGCGGACCAUCAUGGACGGCAUCUCGCCCAUCAUGUCCCGCGCCCCCCAGGCUCUGCCUCUCCCUGUUGCCGACCCAGCGUUCCGCAGUACCAGCACCAACAACCUCACCCUGGCUGUCCCCUCCGCUACGCAUGGUACUUAUGGUCACCACAACCACGGCCAGGUAGGAGCUGGAAGAGCCACCCUCCAUCCACCACUCACCAUCAUCACCGAGUUUCCCAUUGUCUCCCCGUCUGGUUACUGGCCCACCAAUAACAUCUCCCCACAAGAAUAUAAGCGCGCCGCGCCGCCGCGCUCCCCGCUGUCCCCGCUCAGCCUGAGAGGGCUCGGCUCCUUCAUGGCUCGUAGGGGUUGCAAGAGGAAGGAAGUCCCGCCGCCAAUUAUCGUGCAUCCUAGUUCGCCUUCGCAGUUUGCGCAUGUCGUUAAUAGCGCAGGAACGGAUAGUGUGGCGUUGGGAACUCCCGUUGAUGGCUUAGGCCCGAGCCUGUCGCCGCCGCCGCCGCCACAUCUGCAGACGCCAAACCCGCCCAAGAGGAGAAAGACAGUUUGGGGGAUGAUGGUGGAGGGAUGGUGGGAUUUGGGACUGUUGGAGAGGAUGGGGAGUGGAAAGAGGAAGAAUACGAAGUGA
Molecule: messenger RNA, 1807 nt
Organism: Neurospora hispaniola
Lineage: Eukaryota; Fungi; Ascomycota; Sordariomycetes; Sordariales; Sordariaceae
Exons: 3
Coding region: 20-1807 (595 amino acids)
Source: RefSeq, a predicted model, not a curated record